Messenger RNA from Penicillium longicatenatum, 1593 nucleotides. Its product is annotated as MFS transporter. Gene Ontology annotation, biological process: transmembrane transport. Bases 1 to 1593 code for a protein of 530 amino acids. Lineage: Eukaryota; Fungi; Ascomycota; Eurotiomycetes; Eurotiales; Aspergillaceae. The transcript has a single exon. Gene Ontology annotation, molecular function: transmembrane transporter activity. The record is from RefSeq and is a predicted model, not a curated record.
AUGGAUGGCCAUGUGGCAUCUAAUAUCCCGUUCUGGCGGAUGGUCUUUGACCAAGGAGCUGUGACAAAAGGAAUCGCCAAUGCCUCAUACAAGGGCAACGGCACCGAAGAGGACCCUUUCAUUGUUAUUUGGCUUCCGGAUGACCCUCGUGAUCCUGUAAAGUUCAAGGACACCCUGAAGUUCAGCGUCGUCUUUCUCGCUUCAAUGGGAAGCCUGGCUAUCGCAAUGGGGUCCUCCACUUAUUCGGGGGGACUUGAAAGUAUUAUUAGCGAUUUUCAAUGUAGUCGCGAGGUGGCUAUCCUGGGAAUUUCACUCUUUGUGUUAGGUUUUGCUAUUGGCCCCCUACUGUGGGCCCCAUUGAGUGAGGCUUAUGGGCGUCGCAAGGUGCUCAGCCUCAGCCUGAUAUCCUUCACGGUGUUUACAGCUGGUACCGCUGGAGCUCAGAAUAUUUGGACAUUGAUCAUUCUGCGUUUCUUUGCAGGUAGCCUCGGGUCCGCCCCUAUGGCUGUCUCCGGUGGACUGAUAUCCGAUACAUUCUCCGCUAUUGAUCGAGGGCUUUACAGUAGCUUGUAUGCAGCAACAGCAUUCAUGGGACCGGCCCUCGGUCCUAUAGUGGGUGGCUUCAUUGCUGAGGCAGGAGGCUGGCGAUGGUGUCAAGGCUUCCAGGCGAUCUUCUGUGCUGCUUUGUGGCUGCUUCAGACCUUAUUUCUACCUGAGACGUAUGGCCCAGUGCUGUUGCGAGAACGAGCCAAAACUUUGUCAAAACUGACAGGCAAAGUGUAUCGCACUCAACGUGACGUUGAGCAACAUGCUGUUCCGACCGCUACCAGAAUUAAGACCACGCUAUUUCGUCCUUUCAUUCUAUUGUUUGGGGAACCGAUUGUUCUUUUGUUGAGUGUCUAUAUUGCUAUUAUAUACGGAACACUCUAUCUCCUCUUUGAUGCAUACCCCAUUGUGUUUCAAGACGUGCGCGGCUGGAGCCCCGGGAUUGGUGGCUUAGCUUUUCUGGGGGUACUUGUCGGUAUCCUAGGCUCUAUUUUCUACAGUGUCUCUGUGUUUUUCAGCUAUAAGAGGAAGACCCUGGUGUCGUCAGGUCCACUGCCUCCAGAAGCGCGUCUCCCUUCCACGUUUAUUGGGAGCGUACUCCUGCCGGUUGGCCUUUUCUGGUUUGCGUGGACAAAUGGCCCUUCAAUUCAUUGGAUGGCAUCAAUCGCUGCGGGUGUGCCGUUUGGAUUCGGUAUGGUUACAGUGUACAUGCCGGUUCUAAAUUACCUGAUGGACACCUACACCAUAUAUGCUGCCUCUGUCCUUGCCGGAAAUUGUCUCCUUCGGUCCUUAUUUGGAUGUAUUUUCCCUCUGUUUACAACAUACAUGUACCGGAAUCUUGGUAUCCACUGGGCAUCAUGUAUCCCAGCUUUUCUUUCACUUUUGUGUAUGCCUAUGCCUUUCCUUUUCUACAAAUACGGGGCGCAAAUUCGAAAAGGUUCCCAGUAUGCUGCAGAGGCUGAGGCAUACAGGCUUAGCCUUUUAGCCCCUAAAUUCGAAGAGAGACAGCUGAAGUUUCGAGAAGAAGAAAAGAUCAAUAAGCUGUGA